Messenger RNA from Marchantia polymorpha subsp. ruderalis, 5426 nucleotides. NCBI's taxonomy places the organism in Eukaryota, Viridiplantae, Streptophyta, Marchantiopsida, Marchantiales, Marchantiaceae. The record is from the annotation of a GenBank genome assembly.
CGUAGGCUUAGGCGGAGGGAGCCAUCCAGGACAGCGGAAGAGAGGGAGAGAGAGCAAGGCAAGGCCCUGGGCCAAGCCGACGAAAGUGGGAAAGCGCCGGGAGAGGGAGAAGUACGGACGGACCUGUUAGAAUCAGCAGAACGUGAAGAAGAAGAAAGGCCUGCCGGGAGGGCUGCCUUUGCGAUUUUGAAACGCAAGGUGAGAGCCCCUCUGCCAAGCGAAAAAAGGAAAAUAUGAGGGGACCGAAGUCGAACACUUGGGGCCGAAGCACUUGUGCCGCUUGCAUGUGCAGUGGGGAUAUGUGCACUCAUCACAGUCUGCGACAUUAUUCACACCCUGAAACAGACCUGCGUUAGCUGGCACCAGGAGCCCUUACGCGGGAUGCCAGCAGAGGCCACGUUUGCUAUGUUUCUUGAUGCGAUGAGUUAAAACAAUGCACGUGGCUUGAUUACAGAAGUCCAAGUUAACUCCUUGCUUUUAAACAUCAAUGAGCCCCUGCAGCCCUCUCUGCCUGGUCAUGAAUGACAACAAUAUUCUUCCAUGAACGAGAGUUUGCCGGAAUUAGACUGCUUCGAUACUGGAUCUCAUGACGCAGGAGGUAGUGGGCGUUGAGCAUUGGAACUGGCAAAGGGCUGAUUCGUGGAGGUGUCGAUAUUAAUAACACUCCUGUGAUCUUUUCGAUAGAAUUCUCAGUCGUGGUGCUGGCUUCGCCUCUGGACAUCGGAAGAAAUGAAGUUGAAAGGAAAUCAUUGUCGUAACAAAAUGGAGAGGUGGCUUAUGAGCGCGUUUUUUUUGAGUCUCUUCCUGUUGAAGGUAAGCAUUUCAGAGUGUGCGGCUCCUUACACAUUUACCUCAGAACCUGUUUCAGGACUUUCGACAGCAGUAAGGGAUCAACUCCACCAAGAAGGCUGGUGCUCUAUGUAUGAUUUGUGCGGCGCACGAAAGGAUGGAAAACCUCUGAACUGUCCAAAAGUUGUGGAAGCAGUCACUCCAACUGAGACUUUCUCACAUAAGAUACAAAGUCUAUGUCCCACUAUAACUGGGAACGUAUGCUGUAGUGAAGAUCAAUUUGACCUUCUCCGGCAAAGUGUUCAGCAGGCCGUACCAUUUCUAGUAGGUUGUCCUGCAUGUCUCCGCAACUUUCUGGAUCUCUACUGCGAACUUUCAUGUUCACCUGAUCAGAGCUUAUUCGUUGACGUCAUCUCAACCUCGAGGGAGCAUGGACGAGAAUUGGUGGAUGGUAUUGAUUUCUAUAUUACAGAGGAAUAUGGAACUCAGCUGUUCGAUUCUUGCAAAGACGUAAAAUUUGCAGCUAUGAACACUCGAGCAAUGGACUUCAUAGGAGCAGGUGCCAAGAAUUAUACAGAUUGGCUGUCAUUCAUGGGCCACAGGGCAGGAUCUUACGAAGCCGGUUCGCCCUACCAGAUUAAUUAUAAGACCAAUGCCGUGGGAGACAUACGACCUUUGAAUACUUCUGUUACUCCUUGUUGGGAUUCCUCACUAUCGUGUUCGUGUGGUGAUUGCCCUUCGGCCACCAGCUGCGCUGAGCCACUGCCGCCUAGUGACAACAAAGACGAGGGAUGUCACGUGACUUUAGGAUCGCUGCAGAUUGGAUGUCUAAACCUAGGUAUGGGGAUACUGUACGUCGUUAUUCUUCUCGGCAUUGUUGCAUGGUGGAUACAGUCCAGGAAGGAGCACAGUAACACAACUGGGCAAUCAGAUAUCAAUGAACCCCUCUUAGUAUCUACCAAUGUUUCACCUCCUGUUCCUGGUCAGGGACCAGAAAUCGAAGAGGCCGGGAAGCCAGAGAAAAUUCAAGAUCCUACGUUCAUUGAGUCGUCCUUGUCUCGAUGGUUCAGGGCACAAGGAACUUGGACUGCUCGCCAUCCUGGAAUUGUCCUGUUCAUUGCAAUUGUCUUCAUGAUUCUACUUUGCAUAGGUUUAUUGCAGCUGCAAGUGGAGACCCGCCCCGAGAAGCUUUGGGUGAGCCCCGGAAGCGAGGCAGCUGAAGAAAAGGCCUACUUUGACUCACAUUUGGCACCUUUUUACCGAAUCGAACAGCUGAUUUUAGCGACAAUUCCUUCUGCAAACGAGUCAGCUCCUUACAUCGUCACAAACCAGAAUCUUCUUCUUUUGUUCGAGAUUCAAGCAAAGGUUGAUGCACUACGUGUUAAUGUAUCCAACUCCUCAGUUUCACUCCAAGAUAUUUGCACGAAACCAACUGGAUCGGCAUGCGCCACUCAAAGUGUCUUACAGUACUUUAAAAUGGACAGCAGUAAAUUUUAUGAUUACCAAGGAUCCGCACAUGCUGAGUUUUGUUUUGAGCAUGCCUCAUCAGCAGCCCAAUGCUUGAGUGCUUUUGAGGGGCCAGUGGAGCCGGGCACUGUUCUCGGUGGUUUCUCUGGAACCAACUACACUGAGGCUACUGCUUUUGUUAUCACGUACCCGGUUGAAAACUUCGUCGGAGAAUCUGGUGAUGAAAACGAGAAGGCUGUGGCAUGGGAGGAGGCAUUUAUACGAUUGGCUAAGGAGGAGCUCACAGCCAUGGUAGAAGGAGAGGGUCUAACUCUGGCCUACUCCUCAGAGAAUUCUAUAAAAGCCGAGCUUGAGCGGGAGAGCACCGCUGAUGUUGGAACAAUAGCGGUGAGCUAUUUAGUUAUGUUUGUGUACAUCUCCUUCAUUCUUGGAGAUUGGGUGUCUCCAUGGUAUGUGACGUCCAAAACAAUGCUAGGCUUGGCAGGUGUUGGUAUUGUUGCUCUGUGUGUGCUUGGUUCUAUCGGGCUCUUCAGUUAUUUCCACGUCAAAUCAACAUUGAUAAUUGUUGAGGUGAUACCGUUUCUCGUCCUUGCGGUAGGAGUUGAUAACAUGUGUAUUUUAGUGCAUGCUGUCAAACGUCAAGCCAAUAAAGAUGAGUCGGUCGAAACACGUGUCGGAAGAGCGCUUGCUGAAGUUGGUCCGUCGAUUACGCUCGCCAGUCUUUCAGAGGUGUUGGCAUUUACAGUUGGCAUAUUCACACCCAUGCCUGCAUGUAGAGUGUUCUCCAUGUUUGCAGCUGUCGCUGUGCUGCUUGAUUAUCUACUACAAGUUACGGCGUUCGUUGCUCUUCUGACUUAUGAUCUCAAGAGAGCUGAAAGUGGACGCGUUGACUGCUUCCCUUGCAUCGCUGUAACAGCAGAAUCAAAUGAUGUACAAGCACACGAGCCCGGCGUCCUGGUGAAAUACAUGAAGGAUGUCCACGCUCCGGUGCUCAAUCUUCCUGCAGUUAAAGCUUUAGUGGUGGCCCUGUUUACAGGCCUCUUUCUUGCGAGCAUUGUGCUUGUUCCGAACCUUGUACCUGGCUUAGAUCAAAGAGUUGCACUUCCGCGUGACUCCUAUCUUCAGGGUUACUUUGGUAACAUAACGGAGCAUCUUCGGGUCGGACCUCCAGUUUAUUUUGUAGUACGCGACUAUAAUUACAGCACAGAGAGCAAUCAAACAAAUCUCCUGUGCUCAAUCAGCCAGUGUGAGCCAAAUUCUCUUCUUAAUGAGGUGUCAAGGGCAGCGUUAGUACCAGACACGAGCUUUAUCGCGAGACCAGCUGCUUCUUGGCUCGACGAUUUUCUGGUAUGGAUGUCUCCCGAUGCAUUUGGAUGUUGCCGAACGUUCCCGGAUGCUUCAUACUGCCCUCCUGAUGAUCAGCCACCCUGCUGUCCAGAAGGAGACGAUUAUUGUUCUGAGGGUGAUACUUGUAAAGACUGUACAACGUGUUUCUUGCGUGCCGAUUUGUUGGAGGGACGACCCACAACAGAACAGUUCAGAGAAAAGCUACCUUGGUUCCUUGAAGCUCUCCCUUCAGCAGACUGUGCGAAGGGUGGUCAUGGAGCUUACUCAACAAGCCUGGAUCUCAAUGGAUAUGAAGAUGGUGUAAUCAAGGCUUCAGAAUUUCGUUCUUACCACACCCCUCUAAAUAAGCAGACCGAUUACGUGGAUGCUCUUCGUGCUGCCAAAGAUUUUACGAACCGAAUGUCGAAAAGUCUGGGGAUUGAAAUUUUUCCCUAUUCGGUAUUCUAUAUGUUCUUUGAGCAGUAUCUUGACAUAUGGAAGACGACUGGGAUUAGUCUCCUCCUUGCAUUGGCUGCCGUCUUCUUCGUCAAUGUUUUUAUCACAACCAGUGUUUGGACAUCUUGCAUUGUGAUCCUAACAAUCGCCAUGAUUGUCAUCGAUCUGAUGGGUGUAAUGGCUCUUUGGAAUAUACAAUUGAAUGCUGUUUCCGUCGUGAACCUUGUUAUGUCCAUCGGAAUUGCCGUGGAGUUUUGUGUACAUAUUACUCACUCUUUUGCAGUAAGCUCUGGAACUCGAAGUGAGAGGGCAUCAAAAUCUUUAUCAACGAUGGGAGCGUCUGUAUUUAGCGGAAUUACUCUCACAAAGUUUGCCGGUGUUUUAGUUCUCUACUUCGCCAAGUCUGAAAUUUUUGAGGUUUAUUACUUCCGAAUGUACUUAGCGCUGGUGAUUUUGGGAGCUCUCCAUGGACUUAUCUUCCUGCCGGUUUUACUUAGUUUGUGUGGCCCGAACACCAUGAGGGAAGCGCCACCGAACAGACAUGCUAAGCAGUAUUUAGAGGUUUCUCGAGGGGCGGAAGAAGUAACGGAACCGGUUACAUGACCACCUUCGGAUGCACGUGCUUUUAAUGGGUAUAUCCGGUAACUUUUGUAUGAAUGUAAAGAACGUGCGGGGCAAAAAGGAUUUGCCGCAGUGGCCACUUUGCGCAGAGGCUCAGCGAACACAGCGACGAAGGGUUGGUGCGUUGUGUGUUUAACAAACUGUAUGUAAAGUACGUGCUGGGCAAAAAGAUUUUGCCCCAGUGGCCACUUUGUGCAAAGGCCCAUCAAACACAGCGACAGGGGUGGCUCGUGGGCCCUCAAUUUAAAGUCAGUAAGCGCAACCUUGUGCAGUAACUCGCGGAAAUAAGCCAGACCAUGGUCCAUGAAAGCUUAUUAUUAGUUGCAGAUUGACUUUCGUGGAUUCUCGAUAGAGAUUCUAUUUCAAAUGCUAGAAUUUGCAGGCCUCACCUGCCAGGAGGAACUAUGACAUGGUCCUGAGAAUUUGACAUAAAGAUUAGUUAGUCAAAGAAGGACCUCGCGUUUAUCCUUCGUUUGUUUAUACAUCCGAAUUCUUUGACAUGUGAAAAUGUCGGAAAGGCGCGCGUGAACAAGUUCAGUAGAGAGUAGAUAAUUUUAAUGUUCAUAAGACGGUUGGGUCAAGUACUUGGUCACGCACGUGGACAACUACGUGUUGUUUUCUCUCUUCCUUCAGUAUAUUAGUCGUUAUAACUCGGAUGACUAAUGGUGCAGGCCAAAUUAGCUUAAUGGUAGGAAAUAUGUUAAAAGACAUGUGAAAUAUUUAGGUUAUUCUUUAUAAGAGUAAAAGAUGUCAACAAGUUUUUUUCU